AUGGCAGACCACGCAAAGCAAACCCCCGAGUACUUCCAAGCAGGACUCAACGCCAGAGAAAUGGCGCAUAUCUACCACGACAGCGAAAGAGACACCAAGUACUACGUCCAGCACGGCACGCUACCUCAAGAGCUUGUCAUCCCAGCCUGGGACCAUCUCGCCAUUGGUGAGCCCCAGGCUGAGCCCAAGCAUGAAGACUUUGCUUCGACCGCCCCCGAAACAAACAACAACUCGCCUGGUACUUCUCGAGGACCUGUUCCUGCCCUCAAAAACUCUGCUAACCCCCCUUCAGCUGCUGACCCCAAAGGUCCUCGCAGCAUCACAGAGCUGCAAGAUCUGCGCAACAUUUCCGAUCACGGCUCGUCAACCUGA
Molecule: messenger RNA, 372 nt
Organism: Aureobasidium pullulans EXF-150
Lineage: Eukaryota; Fungi; Ascomycota; Dothideomycetes; Dothideales; Saccotheciaceae
Exons: 2
Coding region: 1-372 (123 amino acids)
Source: RefSeq, a predicted model, not a curated record